AUGGCUACGAACGAAUACCUCGAUACAACCCUGGGUUUGCCUCUGGCAAAUGAUCAGGGAUCUGAGAUCGACUAUAUGUCGCAAGAUGAGUUAGAAGAUGCCGAGCAGACAGCUCACGGCUCCCACGUCCAUAACCUCCCCCACCAGGGCGAGAUCUCGAGAGAUGAGCAACAUGCUCUAGCUAACUAUCCCCAGAUGUCCCAGGAGCAGCAAGCUCCGACUAAUCUGGUCCAGAUGUCCCAAGAGCAACAAGCUCGCGGCUUAGCAACAUCGAAUGAUUUGGACGAAGAUACCGAAACUGUUCAAUAUGGAACACAGCAUAGGGGAAAUCUCCCGAUCUCCAUGCAAGGAAUAAGAGAAGCCCUCCCAGGAGCCUCUACGGUGGCAUCAUCAGUGGUUGCCCCCGAAGAGCACCAAGAUCAGUUUGUGCCUCCACCAGCCAACUUGACAUGUGGCAACUGUGGUCAGCCAAGCCACUCCGUUCAAAUGCGCCUUUCUCCGCUUGAUGAUGGCGGCUUCAUCAACGCCUGUCCUUGGUGCAAUACCAAUUUACACAACGCUGCGACUUGCACCCGGCAACGGCGCACUACAAGAGAAGCUAGGACCUUCUUCAUUGUCAAGAGGUACAAUAAACCACCCAUCCGAUGUCCGUGGGAUCUUUGGGACUUAGAUCUCGAUGCUUGGCGACGGAGGCCCCAAUGCCCACAAAGCGGCAGAUUCGCCCUCGAAAGACAUCAAGUACAUAGGCCACAACUUCCGUUCCAACACGUUGUAGAUCCUCUAGUGGCUCAAUUCGACCAGAUUCCUGCCGCUGAACAGACCCCAGAGGGGUGGAAGGCAAGAUUCGGAAACGCGUUUACCCGGGGUGAGACCGAGCCAGGUCUCCCGGUGAAUGUACUCUACAGACCAGUACCCCAUCGUCAUGCUGCUGCGCGACGGGGGGGUCGUGGUGCUCUGGCAGCUGAACAGGCACCGCGCUUGAGGGACUCCAUGCAUAAUCCCGAAAACCGUCGAUUUACCGGCAAUAACCCCGGCAGAGAUUAUUCACGGUGGUCCAGAUCUACCCACAAUCCGCGGAACCAAUCCCAGCCCGCAUAUGGACCUAGAAUGGGAAUGGGAAACGAUCCUCAGUUAAUGAACUUCGUUGGAUCGGCCCUUGAGAUGGCCGGCUCAUCCACUUUCAAUCGGAUGAUGAGCUUAAUAAACUCCCAAUCUGGGACAGUUGCCAACAAUGCUGGGGCCACGUUCGGCAACUACCGAGGUGGUGGCAGAGGAGGACGCAGAAACAGACACCGCGGCAGAGGCGGCGGAGGCGACAUACGAUCCCAGUAUCGUGAUCUCCCUGGUGGCCCAAACAGAGGGCCGGAAAGAAACAGAGGUGGCUAUCAAUAG
Molecule: messenger RNA, 1392 nt
Organism: Venustampulla echinocandica
Lineage: Eukaryota; Fungi; Ascomycota; Leotiomycetes; Helotiales; Pleuroascaceae
Exons: 2
Coding region: 1-1392 (463 amino acids)
Source: RefSeq, a predicted model, not a curated record